Bipolaris oryzae ATCC 44560 is the source of this 459-nucleotide messenger RNA. RefSeq lists its product as uncharacterized. The transcript has a single exon. The record is from RefSeq and is a predicted model, not a curated record. NCBI's taxonomy places the organism in Eukaryota, Fungi, Ascomycota, Dothideomycetes, Pleosporales, Pleosporaceae. The annotation marks the transcript as partial.
CGCUCGCUCGCGGGAAAGGGGAUCGACGGCCGGUAUCCAAAGUUCGAUGGAUUAUGUUUCCCGUGGGAAGACACUGAUGCGCCGCUCCCGCACCGUGUUCUCGCCAUAUACACGGACCACGUCAAAUUGGUCGAAACAAAAGAGGGUCAAACAGGGUGUUAUGUUGCGCUUAGCCACUGCUGGGGUAACUCGGAGAACCAUCCACUCAAGACAACCAAGGGAAAUUAUGCUGAGCGUCUCGCGGGUAUCCUACUAAAAGACUUACCGAAAACCUUCAGAGACGCUGUCAAGGUCACAAAACAUAUUGGCGUAAAUUACCUCUGGAUUGAUUCUCUUUGUAUAAUCCAAGAUGACAUUGAGGAUUGGAAACAGGAAGCCGCGAAAAUGGGAGCUGUUUACGAGUACGCUCGCCUCACCAUUGCGGCCGCGGACGCCAGAGACAGUACGGAAGGCUGUUUU